AUGGUGGAGGCAUCAGGCAACUGGAAGCCAGGUGUAGAGAACAAGAGUCGGGGUCAGAGUUCAGGAGGGAAGCUCAGGCUCUCUUGUCCCCAGGACUUCCUACUUCAACAGGAAGAGAGGAGGCCAGGCCCUAAGCAACCGGUAGCUUUGGUUUCCUGGCCAAAGAGCUGUGCUCCUCAGAGGAACUGGGCUAGGCUGGAAGUAAGAGGGACAGCCCUUGUUCUCUGUCUGUCCACAGCGCUGGAGGUGUCUGUCUCUGAUUUCCAGUUCUACCAGAACAAUGUUCAGCACCACACAGAGGAAAUCAGCGUCCAGCGGCUCUUAGUGCGUCGGGGCCAGGCCUUCUGCAUCACACUAUACUUUAAGAACAGGGGAUUCCUAUCCAACAUGGACAAAAUCAUCUUCAUCACAGAGACUGGUCCAAAGCCUGACCUCUCCAUGGGCACCCGAGCCGUAUUCUCCAUAGAAGAACCAAACUUCAAGAGCUCUUGGAUUGCACUGAUCAAGUCCAAUGGGGCCAACUUCCUGGAAGUCAGUCUGUGUGCCCCGCCCAUGGCAGCGAUUGGUCAAUACCUCUUGAAAAUUCACAUCGAUUCCUUCCAAGGACCAGUCUCAGCAUAUCACCUUGGGGAGUUCAUCGUUCUCUUCAAUCCUUGGUGUCCAGCUGAUGAAGUCUAUUUAGAAAGUGAGCCUCAGAGGCAGGAAUACAUCAUGAAUGAUCAUGGCUUCAUCUACCAGGGAAACAAGAACUGGAUCCGUCCGUGUCCAUGGAACUAUGGACAGUUUGAAGAAAAUAUCAUAGACAUUUGCCUGAAGCUAUUAGACCAGAGCUUGAAUUUUCAAGUUGAUCCAGCCAUGGACUGUGCACUGCGAGGGAGCUCCGUGUACAUCAGCAGAGUUGUCAGUGCCAUGAUCAACAGCAAUGAUGACAAUGGUGUUCUCAAUGGGAAAUGGAGUGAAGGUUACUUUGAUGGAAUUAGCCCCUCUGAAUGGAAUGGUAGUGUGGCCAUCUUGAAGCAGUGGUAUGCCACAGGGGGCCAGCCUGUGAAAUAUGGACAGUGCUGGGUCUUUGCAGCUGUGAUGUGUACAGUGAUGAGGUGCCUUGGGAUCCCUACUCGAGUUAUUACCAACUUUGAUUCAGGGCAUGACACAGAUGGCAAUUUGAUUAUCGAUGCCUAUUACGACCACACUGGCAGAAUCCUGGAGAAUAAGAAGAAGGACAGUGUAUGGAAUUUCCAUGUGUGGAAUGAAUGCUGGAUGGCCAGGAAAGAUCUUCCUCCAGGUUAUGGAGGUUGGCAGUUGCUAGAUGCCACUCCUCAAGAGACAAGCAAUGGUCUCUACUGUUGCGGGCCUGCCUCAGUCAGAGCCAUUAAGGAAGGGGAGGUGGAGCUGAAUUACGACACCGCCUUUGCUUUCUCCAUGGUCAACGCCGACUGCGUGUCCUGGCUCAUCUAUGGUGGAAAGGAACAGAAACUUCACUUAGACACCAGUUUGGUUGGCAAGUUUAUCAGUACCAAGAGCGUCCAAAGUGAUGAGAGAGAUGACAUUACUGAAAACUACAAGUAUGAAGAAGGCUCACUCCAGGAGCGAGAGGUGUUUCUGAAGGCUUUUCAGAAAUUGCAGUCUAAAAGAUUCCCAGAGAGUCACCGAAGAUUUUCUCAGCCUAGAGAGCCCCUACGAGUCACAGAGGAGGGAAACCCAGCCCAGAUCUCUCCCUCCAGGUCAAAGGAUCUGAGGCUGACAUUCAAGCUGGUCGAGCCUGCCUACCUGGGCUUGGACAUACAUUUCAUUCUACAAAUUUUCAACUUGGGCCUACAGUUCAAGGACCUUAAGGUGAACCUGAGUGCUCAGUCCGUGCUCCAUGAUGGCAGUCCCCUGCCUGUGUUCUGGCAAGACACAGCAUUCAUCACUCUGGUGCCCAGUGAAGCAAAGACGUAUCCCUGCAUAGUCCCCUAUUCCCAGUACAGCCGGUUUCUGUCACCAGACAAGCUGAUCCGGAUCAGCGCCCUGGGAGAAGAGAAGAACAGUUUAGAGAAGUUCCUGGUUGACAAGAUCAUCAACUUGGAACUCCCGAGCAUCGUGAUUAAUGUUCUGGGAGAAGCCAUUUUGGGCCAGACACUUACCAUACAAGUGAUAUUUGAAAAUCCUCUCUUGGAGGAGGUAGGGGAUUGUGUGCUGACUGUGGAAGGAAGUGGUCUGUUCAAGAAACAGCUGAAGAUCAUGAUUGGAAACCUCAAGCCCCAAAGUAAGGCUAGCGUCACUAUUGAAACUGUCCCCUUCAAGAUCGGCGAGCGGCAGAUCCAAGCCAAUCUGAGGAGCAACAAAUUUAAGGAUAUCAAAGGAUACAGGAAUGUGAAUGUUGCCUCCGAAUUAUAA
Messenger RNA from Dromiciops gliroides (monito del monte), 2376 nucleotides. It is a transcript of the gene TGM5, whose product is annotated as transglutaminase 5. The coding region runs from base 1 to 2376 and encodes 791 amino acids. Lineage: Eukaryota; Metazoa; Chordata; Mammalia; Microbiotheria; Microbiotheriidae. Gene Ontology annotation, molecular function: protein-glutamine gamma-glutamyltransferase activity. Gene Ontology annotation, biological process: peptide cross-linking. The transcript has 13 exons. The record is from RefSeq and is a predicted model, not a curated record.